AUGCCCAUUUCUUUCGUUCUUCAUUUUUUUAAUCUUCUGCCUUUCUUUCAUUUUUCUUUCUUUCUUUUUUUCUUCGGUAUUCCUUUUGUAAUCUGCUUUUUCUUUCAUUCGUUUAAAUCUUCAACCAGAGAUGCACCUUUCUUUCUUGUUUGCUUUCUUUCAUUCAGCUGCCUUUGGUUAAUCUUUUUUUUUUCUUUCGUUCCUUCUUUCUUUCUUCUUUCCUUGUUACCCAUUUCUUUCUUUCUUUCUUCAUUUUUUAAUGUUCUACCUCUAUUUUCUUUUUUAAUUUUCACCUCGUUGUCCCUUUCUUUCUUUCCUUCUUUCACUCUUUCUUUACUUCUUUCUUUCUUUCCUUCUUUCUUUCACUCUUUCUUUCUUUCUUUUUCCUUUGUUUCUUUCUUUCUUUCUUUCUUUCUUUCUUCUAAUCGUCAUCUCCUUGCCCUUUUCUUUCCUUAUUCUUUUUUAAUUAUUCUUUCGUUUCCGUAUUUCUCUCGUUCUUUUUUAUUUUCUUUCGUUCCUUCUCCUAAUCUCCGACUCCUUUUCUUUCUUUCUUUCUUUCUUUCUUUCUUUCUUCUAAUCCCCACCUCAUUGAGCUUUUCUUUCUUUCUUUCUUUCUUUCUUUCUUUCUUUCUUUCUUUCUUUCUUUCUUCUAAUCCCCAGCUCAUUGAAUUUUUCUUUUUUUUUUUUCUUUCUUUCUUUCUUUCUUUCUUUUUUCUUUUUUCUUUCUUUCUUUCCAUCUCCUAA
Messenger RNA from Acanthosepion pharaonis, 744 nucleotides. The record is from the annotation of a GenBank genome assembly. Lineage: Eukaryota; Metazoa; Mollusca; Cephalopoda; Sepiida; Sepiidae.